AUGGACAACAAAGGUUCAUCACAGAAAGCAGGGUCACUCCUGCUCCUGCUGUUGCUGGUGUCAAAUCUGCUCUUGUGCAAGAACGUGGCCUCCCUUCCCAUCUGUCCCAGCGGGGCUGUCAACUGCCAGGUGUCCCUUCGAGACCUGUUUGACCGCGCAGUCAUCCUGUCCGACUACAUCCAUAACCUCUCCUCGGAAAUGUUCAACGAAUUUGAUAAACGGUACGCCCAGGGCAGAGGGUUCAUUACCAAGGCUAUCAACAGCUGCCACACUUCCUCCCUCUCCACCCCUGAAGACAAAGAACAAGCCCAACAGGUCCAUCAUGAAGUCCUUCUGAGCAUGAUCCUUGGAGUGCUGCGCUCCUGGAAUGACCCUCUGUACCACCUGGUCACUGAGGUGCGGGGUAUGCAAGAAGCCCCAGAUGCUAUCCUGUCAAGAGCCAUAGAGAUUGAGGAACAGAACAAACGACUUCUAGAAGGCAUGGAGAAGAUAGUUGGCCAGGUUCAUCCUGGAGUCAAGGAGAAUGAGGUCUACUCCGUGUGGUCGGGACUUCCAUCCCUGCAGAUGGCCGAUGAAGAUACACGCCUUUUUGCUUUUUAUAACCUGCUCCACUGCCUACGCAGAGAUUCACAUAAGAUUGACAGUUAUCUCAAGCUCCUGAAGUGCCGAAUCAUCUACGACAGCAACUGCUAA
Mesoplodon densirostris (Blainville's beaked whale) is the source of this 693-nucleotide messenger RNA. RefSeq names its product prolactin (gene PRL). NCBI's taxonomy places the organism in Eukaryota, Metazoa, Chordata, Mammalia, Artiodactyla, Ziphiidae. The transcript has 5 exons. Gene Ontology annotation, molecular function: hormone activity; prolactin receptor binding. The record is from RefSeq and is a predicted model, not a curated record. The coding region runs from base 1 to 693 and encodes 230 amino acids. Gene Ontology annotation, cellular component: extracellular region. Gene Ontology annotation, biological process: positive regulation of lactation; positive regulation of receptor signaling pathway via JAK-STAT; response to nutrient levels.